GAUUAUAAUCAAAAACCAGAAUCAAUCCAAUUUUGCUUUCACGAAACCCUCUCUCAUUUCCAAAAAUUCCUUCAAUGUCCACUCUCCAUCAAUACCCAACUGUUUUCUCUUAGUUUUGUAUAACUCUCAACCUCAUCAGAUCGCCGGCAACCAUGUCCUCAGGCUUCCCCGGCGGUCAUCCAGACUACUUCAACAUCAACACCACCACCGGCGCCGGAAGAUCCAUGUCUAUGAUGAAUUUGAACAACAACCCACAAGGCUCUUACCGCUCUCCGCUUGCCGGAAUUCUUGCUGACCCAUCUUCUCAGAUCGGACUCCGGCGACCUGACUUGAUGGGGAAAAGAUCUCUGGCGGAAUUCCAACACCAUCAACAACUCCAACAACAAGCUGCGUUUUUCUUGAGAAACGUGAAGCCAAGGCCUUACAAUCAGCAUGUAUCGCCUCUCUCUCUUAUGGAUUUUUCGAAUUCGCCGGAAGUUUCUUCGGUUUCUAAUAUCUCCUCUUCAUCGUUGUCGUCUGUUCCGCGGUACGGUGUUCCGGUUCUGCAACAAGUUCGUCCGCCAACUGCACAAGCCUUCAAUCUUGGUAAUGGAAACUUUAACGGCGUAAUGGGUAGUUAUCAACAUAACAAUCGUAGCAAUUUUUCGCGUAUUUCUUUACCUAAUUUAGCUGCGAAACAAUCGCCGGCGACUCAAGAAACGGAGGGAAAGAUGAUGAAACGUCUGCAAGAGCUUGAGAAACAGCUUCUGUUGGAUGAUGAGGAUGGAGAAAACGAUGUUUCCGGCGUUACUAACAGCGAGUGGUCGGAAACGAUUCAAAACAUACUCGGUUCGACUCCGGUGCAGAAACCGGAUAACACUGUUUCUCCUUCUCCUACUUCCUCGUCUUCUUCGUCGUGUGCAUCUUCCUCUGCAUCUCCGGCGACUACGGUUUGCCCAAAGCAGUUGUUAUCAGACGCUGCAUCCGUAAUAACGGACGGCAAAACAGACUCAGCGGUGGAAAUCCUCACGCGCGUAAACCAGGUAUCAAACGCGCUUGGUACUCCUGAACAACGAUUGAGUUUUUACAUGGCGGCGGCGCUCCGAUCACGAAUGAACGCAAACCUGACGACGGCGUCGGAGUUGUACGGAAAAGAGCACAUUUUGUCAACUCAACUUCUCUACGACAAAUCCCCAUGCUUCAAGCUUGCUUUCAUGGCGGCCAACAACACCAUUUUGGAACUGGGGCAGGCCGAGAAGAAAUUACAUGUGGUAGAUUUUGAUAUAGGCCAAGGCGUUCAAUAUGUGUACUUGCUUCACGAGAUUGCGGCGGCGCGUAAGGUUGACAAAGAGACACCCAUUUCAUUAACGCUUACAACUUUCACGGAUUUUGGUAAUGGGGGUGCUGAAAGAUUGAAGCUUGUGGGUGAUGGUCUCAAAUCCCUUUCUAACAAGUUGGGUGUUUGUUUUUCUUUUAAUAUUUCAAGUUUAAAAUUAUCCGAUCUCAAUCAGUCGGCUUUAAUGGUUGAAUCCGGCGAGAUUCUUGUUGUCAAUUUGGCUUUCAAGUUGUACAAGUUGCCAGACGAGAGCGUGACGACGGAGAAUCUGAGAGACGAGGUGUUACGGCGCGUGAAGGGGCUGUCACCGGCGUUGGUGACGGUGGUUGAGCAGGAGCUAAACGGGAAUACGGCGUCGUUCGAGAUGCGCGUGAAUCAGGCGUGUGGGUAUUACGGGGCGUUGUUGGAGUCGCUGGACGCGACGAUGGGGAGGGACAACCCGGAGCGAGUUAAAAUCGAGGAGGGACUGAGUCGGAAAAUGGUGAACUCGGUUGCGUGUGAAGGGAGAGACAGGGUUGAAAGAUGUGAGGUGUUUGGGAAAUGGCGGGCCCGAAUGAGGAUGGCUGGGUUCGAGCCAACAGUCUUGAGUCAACUCAGGGCUGAAUCGUUGCUUUUGAAGCUGAACUCAGGUACACGUGGCAAUCCGGGUUUCACGGUGAAAGAAGAAGCCGGUGGGAUCUGUUUGGGUUGGAUGGGACGAACUCUCACCGUCGCAUCGGCGUGGCAUUAGUAGAAAUUGGACUUGUAAUAUCCAUUUUAAACUAUAAAUAUGAAAUAUGAUUUAGUGUGACUUGUACCAUCACAAUUUAUAACUAAUUUUUAAU
Molecule: messenger RNA, 2139 nt
Organism: Cynara cardunculus var. scolymus (artichoke)
Lineage: Eukaryota; Viridiplantae; Streptophyta; Magnoliopsida; Asterales; Asteraceae
Product: scarecrow-like protein 8
Exons: 1
Coding region: 153-2045 (630 amino acids)
Biological process (GO): regulation of DNA-templated transcription
Cellular component (GO): nucleus
Molecular function (GO): sequence-specific DNA binding; DNA-binding transcription factor activity
Source: RefSeq, a predicted model, not a curated record